Molecule: messenger RNA, 3368 nt
Organism: Tinamus guttatus (white-throated tinamou)
Lineage: Eukaryota; Metazoa; Chordata; Aves; Tinamiformes; Tinamidae
Source: RefSeq, a predicted model, not a curated record
GAGGAGGCAGAGAGCUCUCAGCCUGAGGCGGGAGGGCUUCGAAGAUGUCCGCAUGCAGCGACUUCGUGGAACACGUCUGGAAGCCCGGCUCCUGCAAGAACUGCUUCAAUCCCAAGAGCUCCCACCGUCCGCGCACGGGACCUGCUGCCAGCGCAGAUGGGGCCAGGCCCCAGGGCCCCAUGCCGAACGAUGAAGGCGUAGCCACCUCUGCCUUCUCCAAGCCGACCAUCGCCGUGAAGCCGACCAUGAUAAGCUCAGAUGUUUCGGACACGUGGGCGGAUGUGAACGCAGACCUGGCGCAGGUCAGCUGGGUGCCGGGCAAGCACCUCCUCCUGAAAGCAGGGGAUGCGCAGCGGAUCUGCCUCGACGGCUUCGGCGGCACACGGGCGCCCUUCGCCCGCUGCGCGCCCCGCGACCCGGCCCGCACCGCGCCGAGCGCGCGGCCGGCCCCAACGAGGAGGCUGGACCUGGAGCUCAGCAGCAGUCCCCAAACUGAGGGCCUGGGCGCUGCCCUGGUGGAGCCGCCCCGCGGCGACCCCAUCUACGCUGAGAGCAGUAAGAGGAGGAAGGCGCAGGCGAAGGGCCCGGGUGGGCGUGCGGCGGCCCGCAGGGAGGGCGCCGAGCGGGAGCACCACGACGUGGGCGGGCAGGUGGCGGCCAGGAUCACCGUCAUGGCGGCGCACACUGAAGACGAGCACAGGACCAUCUUCCUCAGCAGCCCGGACUCGGCCGUGGGUGUGCAGUGGCCCUGCGUGAGCCCCGCUUCCCAUGGCGACUUCGGGAGCUCCUCGCCCGCCUUGGAGCCCACAGAGACCUUGCAAGCACCCGGCAGCGACAGCAGCCCACGGCUCCACCUGGCAGCGCCCGCCAAGGCCGAGGGCCCGGCCAUUCCCCCGAAGAUGUCCAAAAGCAGCCAGCCAGGCGGCGAGGGGACGCGGGCGCCCCUGGACAGCGCCGUGGUGGCACGGUUUGGCGAUGGCAAUAGCCACGACGGGAGCGGCACUCAGUUGAUGCUGCAGAGCCAUACGGACAUGGGGGCCUGUGGAACAUCUCCUCCUCCGUGCGCCCACGUCCCUGCAGAGGAGGCCAGCAGAGGCUUGACCGGCGAGAGGAGGCCAAAAUCCUAUGCAGCAGCAUGGAGCAAGCAGUGCCGGAUAGAGGAAGAGGAAGAGGAGGAGGAGGAGCAGCUGGCAACCCCUCCGCGGGCAGGGAGAGUGGGGGAGCGGAGCGCGGGCGCCCACCUUGCCGACGACUGCCCGAUGCCGGAGAGCCGGACUGGGAUCAGCAAGUCUUCUUCUUUCUCCUUUGAUUUCCCUAAGGACAAAGGCGACUUUGCACCGCCACCACCGCCACCACCGAAAAAGCAGUCCAGGCAUGCACUGAAGAUGGAGCCGUGCAGCACUGAGCUGGAGAGGGUCAGCAGCAGCUCCGCCGAGAGCCUCAGCCCACCCUUCCGGAGCGUCCACGUCAGCUUCACGGCCGGCUCCAGCGACAGCCUCGACUCGGACGCGCGGACCGGCAGCGAUGGCGGACACUCGUUGGAGCCGAACCACUCGCCACCAGUGGCCGAGAGCCGAGCGUUUCCUCCCAUGCCUUUUGCUGCUGACCCCUGUGAGGACAGUGCCCCCUCGGACCCCAGCGACCCGCCCCCGCUGCCCCAGAAGAAGACGGUGAGCAGGGCCUUGUCCUCCCCAGACGGCUUCUGCUGGGGACCAUCCUCUUCGGCAAUAGCGGCCGGCACGAGGCUGAACGUCAGCCACUCCGACAGCAACGUCUGCCUCCGCGAGGAGCCCCCCUUGGGCUACCCUGCGUGCCUGGGGGGGCCCCCCGGCGCUUUCUCCUCCUCUGAGUCUCUGGACAGAGGCUCCAAAGGGAAUGGCUCCUGGGACUCUGCCGCCAGCAGGAGCACGGGGAGCUGCAUGCCCAGCCGAAACCACCAGGCCCUUUCCUCCUCGCAGCUCAGCGUCUCCAGCCAGGCAUCCUCGGGCUCCAGCCUCCAGCUCCACAACCUCCUCAGCAACAUCGAGAGCAAGGAAGGGGUGUACGCCAAGCUGGGGGCCCUCUACGCCGAGUCAGUGCGGCGCCUGGUCGCUAAGUGCGAGGACUGCUUCAUGCGGGAGCAGAAGAACGAGCUGCACUUCAGCGAGAACAACUGGUCGCUCUUCAAGCUGACAUGCAACAAGCCCUGCUGCGACUCAGGGGACGCCAUCUACUACUGUGCCACCUGCUCCAAGGACCCCGGCACCACCUAUGCCGUGAAGAUCUGCAAAGCUCCGGAGUCGAAGGGGGCCACUUCAUACUGCAGUCCCGCGGUGCCCGUGCACUUCAACAUCCAGCAGGACUGUGGGCACUUCGUGGCCUCCGUGCCCUCCAGCAUGCUGCUGUCCUCGGGCGGCGGCGGCGGCGGGGAGACCCACCCCGGCGCGGGCAUCCCGCUGCCCAGCCAGACCACGGCCGACUUCGUGAGGGACUCGGUGGCGCUGCACCAGGCCAAGCCUGAGCUCUACGAGCGCCGCGUCUGCUUCCUGCUGCUGCAGCUCUGCAACGGCCUGGAGCAUCUCAAGGAGCACGGCGUCAUCCACCGCGACCUGUGCCUGGAGAACCUCCUGCUGGUGCCCUGCAGGCCGCCCAUGAGCUGCGCCAAAGCCAAAGACGACAAACACUUGCCCCGCCUCAUCAUCAGCAAUUUCCUGAAAGCCAAACAGAAGCCAGGAGCUGGAGACUCCAAGCUGAAGAAGAGCCAGGCCCGGCUGGCCCCGGAGAUUGUGUCGGCCUCUCAGUACAAGAAGUUUGACGAGUUCCAGACUGGCAUCCUCAUUUACGAGCUGCUGCACCAGCCCAACCCCUUUGAGGAGAAGGUGCACCUGCGCGAGCAGGACUACAGCCCCGAGGACCUGCCGGCGCUGCCCAGCCUCUCCAUCUACUCGCGGGGGCUGCAGCAGCUCGCCCACCUACUCCUGGAGGCCGACCCCAUCAAGCGUGCGCGCAUCGCCGAGGCCAAGCGCAUGCUGCAGUGCCUGCUCUGGGGGCCCCGCAAGGACCUCACGGAGCAGCCCCUCAAGCAACAUGACGAGGCGCUGCGCCAGGCGCUGCGCAACUGGCUGGACAUGAAGCGCGCGCUGCUCAUGAUGAAGUUCGCCGAGCGCGCCGUGGACGCCGAGCGCAGCGUGGAGCUCGAGGACUGGCUCUGCUGCCAGUACCUGGCGGCCGCCGAGCCCGCCGCCCUGGCGUCUAAUAAACUCCUGCCUGCGUGUGUGUGCGUUUCUACUGAGCACCACGUCCUGGAGGUGAUUCCUGCGCCUGGGGCCUUUGCUUUCUUCCCCUGCCCACUCCUGGCCUGGCAGCAAGGUCUGAUCAGCACGGCAUGA